Molecule: messenger RNA, 657 nt
Organism: Mizuhopecten yessoensis (Yesso scallop)
Lineage: Eukaryota; Metazoa; Mollusca; Bivalvia; Pectinida; Pectinidae
Product: phosphatidylcholine translocator ABCB4-like
Exons: 4
Coding region: 1-657 (218 amino acids)
Biological process (GO): transmembrane transport
Molecular function (GO): ATP binding; ATP hydrolysis activity; ATPase-coupled transmembrane transporter activity
Source: RefSeq, a predicted model, not a curated record
AUGGACAUGUGUCAGAGUAUGACUGUACACCUUGAUGUGAGAAGCUGGAUGACUCUUGGAGCAUAUUUCAGUCUACUCAUGUUUUACUGUUUUGAUCCUGAGAUGAUGGAUAAAUAUAGGUUACCAGACUUGAAUGUGCAAUGGCUGCGAGAACAGAUCGGCAUUGUAUCUCAAGAACCAAUCCUGUUUGACUGCAGUAUCGCGGAAAACAUCGCUUACGGUGACAACACAAGAGAAGUUCUCAUGGAUGAAGUCAUUUCUGCAGCCCGGAAAGCCAAUAUCCAUGAAUUCAUUACUUCAUUACCAGAUGGUUAUGAGACCAGUGUUGGUGACAAAGGGACGCAACUCAGUGGUGGACAGAAACAACGAGUGGCCAUUGCUCGUGCCUUGGUCAGAAAUCCCAAGAUUCUCCUGUUGGAUGAGGCAACAUCAGCCCUCGACACGGAGAGUGAGAAGGUUGUACAGGAAGCCUUGGACAAGGCUAGAGAGGGACGUACCUGUAUCGUGAUCGCUCAUCGGCUGUCCACCAUCCAAAAUGCAGACAAAAUUUGUGUGAUCAAACACGGCCAAGUUGCAGAACAAGGUCGCCAUAGUGAUCUGAUGUCCAAACAGGGAAUUUACUACAAACUGCAAAAUGCACAGGCUCGCAAAAAUUAA